This is a messenger RNA of Xenopus laevis (African clawed frog), 1174 nucleotides long. It is a transcript of the gene mhc1-uba9.L, whose product is annotated as major histocompatibility complex class I-related gene protein. Lineage: Eukaryota; Metazoa; Chordata; Amphibia; Anura; Pipidae. The transcript is spliced from 6 exons. The coding region runs from base 70 to 1122 and encodes 350 amino acids. The record is from RefSeq and is a predicted model, not a curated record.
AUUACUGUGCAGAGAUGCAGAGCUGUGUUAACACUCGGAUGAUUAUUUAAUAUAAAAGAUAAUGAAACAAUGAAUUACAUGUUCUGGCUGUUCAGCCUCAGUGUCUGUGCUGUACCUUGUGACAGCCACACUAUCCAGUAUUACACAACACUAAUACCAUCUCCUACCCCUGGGGUGAAUCAUUAUACAAACAUUGCGUUUCUAGACGGCUUUAGGUAUGGAAAGUAUGACAGUGACACAUGCCAUGUUCAGUACUUUGAUCCGGCACUGAAUGCACUGACUGAGCACGUGGAGAAAAAGACGAAAUAUGUUCGAGUACUGGUGGUUUUUCAGAAGCAGCAGAUGGAAUUUUUAAUGGGUUAUUUAAACAAGACAUAUGGUGAUGGAGACUUCUAUGUCUACCAGAGGAAGUUUGUCUGUGAGCUGAAUGAGGAUGGUACUCAUGCUGCAUAUGAGGAGAUUGCCUUUGAUGGGAAGGAGAUUAUGGUAUUCGAUAAAGAGAAUGAGAUGUAUGUUCCUACAACACAAGAGACUCUGCUUGUGACCCAGCAAUGGAAUCAGCAUUAUGACCAUGCCAAAAUAAAUAAGAUUAACAGAGGGAAUGAAUGUGUGCAGAAUAUCAAGAUGUAUCUACCUUAUCUAUCAAAUGACUUGGAGAGGAAAGUUCCCCCUAAAGUGAAGAUUUCCAGAUCACAAUCAGAGAGCAGCACCGCACUUCACUGUCAUGUUUAUGGGUUCUACCCCCGAGAUGUGGAAGUGAAGUGGAUAAAGAAUGGGAGAGAUGAGAUUUACUCCGAGGAAUCAGCAGAGAUCCUGCCAAACCCUGAUGGCACCUAUCAGAUCAGAGUCAGUGUGGAGGUAACACCAGAGGAGGGCGCCACUUACUCCUGCCAUGUGGAUCACAGCAGUUUGGAGAAUCCCCUGGUUGUACCAUUUGAAUCCACUGAUCUAAGUACUUAUUAUAUCGUGAUCCCUGUUGUGGCCGCUCUCUCCCUCCUUCUUGUUGCCCUGGGAAUAUUUGUUUGUAGAAAGAGAAGAAGAAAAGGAUCGAGCGGUGGUCAAGAGGGUUUGUGUAUGCGAAAUUCCAACAAUGACUCCUCCGUUCAAUCUGUUUCACGUUAAUUUAAGCAGGAAAAAAAAGAUGCAUGUAUUAAAUUUAUAGAGUAUUAUUAUA